Molecule: messenger RNA, 5163 nt
Organism: Bubalus bubalis (water buffalo)
Lineage: Eukaryota; Metazoa; Chordata; Mammalia; Artiodactyla; Bovidae
Gene: AHI1
Product: Abelson helper integration site 1
Exons: 29
Coding region: 637-4263 (1208 amino acids)
Biological process (GO): motile cilium assembly
Cellular component (GO): ciliary basal body
Molecular function (GO): protein binding
Source: RefSeq, a predicted model, not a curated record
GUAGGCAGGCGCUGACGUCGGCGGGAGGCGCGCUGCCCGCACUGCGGCACCCGGCGGGCGCUCAGAGCUUGGGGAAGCGGGCGGCUGGGCUGGCUGGUGGCCACCUCACUCCCAGCCCGCCCCGCACGGUCCGGGCGGUGGCUCCCUAGGGACCCGCUGUCGGCAGUUCUGCGCCCUUUUCUGUGGUGUCAUCUUGGUGCUGAAUCUUGAACCUGUGAAAUGCCUUCUUAAUUACGUCUGAGAAAAGGUACACAAUGAUACACACCGAGGUAUUGAUCUGAGAAGAUGGAAUGAAUAUUUGUGCUAAACCUUCUGUUGUAGCAGUAUUUUCAGUGGCAGGCACAGAAAUAUUUAAAUUCAUUAUCUGUGAAUGUGCCACCCAGAAGUAUACUUUACUAGUGCAAUAAUGUAUGCACUUGGGAAAAUCAAUCCUGAUAUGGAGUUUGGUUUCUCAGAAGUACAUUGAAAUGUCCAUUUAUUUACUUAAAAUACUUUAGUGUUAGUCGCUCAGUCAUGUCCGACUCUGCGACCUCAUGGACUGUAACCUACCACGCUCCUCUGUCCAUGGAAUUCUCCAGGAUCCUGACUGAAUCAAUGCUUUAUACUAUCAUUCAGUGCUCUCCGUAAAGCUGAGAUAUGCCCACUGUUGAGAGUGAAGCUAAAGUGAAGACCAAAGUUCGCUUUGAGGAAUUGCUUAAGGCCCACAAUGAUCUAAUACGUGAAAGAAAAAAACCGAAGAAAAAAAUUGCCCAAUCUGGAGAAAAAAUCUCACUUGAUGCUGUUACAAGCAAUCUUCAGAAAAUCAGGGAAACUAAAAGUGAUGAUAUAACUACUGCUAAUGCUAAGAACCCAGAGAAGAACAUACGAGUAAUUAAAAACAAACCAAGGGAUCCGCAGUCAGCAACUGAAGAUCCAGAAAAUGAUGUUAGUGUGGAGGACGACAAGCAAGAAAAGGCAAAUAAAAAGGUUAUGAAAACAGCGCUCCAGGUGACUGCACAAGAGAUGGAGCCAGAAGCUCCUGAGAAGGGAGAUGCAACACCUCAGAAAACACGGACUAAGCCAAAGCCCCGUGUGACUCAUGACAAAAGUGAAAAGGCCAAGGAGGAAGGAGAAAAGAAUAGUUUAGAUGAGGAGCAACUGAUGCAAGUAUACCAGCUCCAAGUAGCUGAAGAAAUGGCAAAGGAGAUUAAGAAGAAAAUCCGAAAGAAACUCAAGGAGCAGUUGUCUUCCUUUCCCUUAGAUUCUUCAUUGCAUGAUGACAAAUUGAGUGGUGAAAAAAGAAAAAAGAAAAAAAAGAAAGUUCCCAUCUUGUCUAAAUCUGAAACAAGUACAUCGAUCAUCUCUGAUGACCCAGUUGAAGGUGAACAAAAGAAAGAAUCUCCAGUUGGAGCAGUUACUUCAGAUACUCAUCAAGAUGAUGAAGUGAGCUCAAAGGAACAAAAUGUAGAAGACAACAUGCAAGAUGACUCAAAAUCCAAACUGAAAAAAAAGAAAAAGAAGGCUAAAACAGAUGAUAAUGAAGAUACUGAUGGUGAUGGUGUUCAUGAAAUAACAAGCCGUGAUAGUCCAGUUUAUCCCAAAUGUUUGCUUGAUGAUGACCUUGUCCUGGGAGUUUACAUUCACCGAACUGAUCGACUUAAGUCAGAUUUUAUGAUUUCUCACCCAAUGGUCAAAAUUCAUGUGGUUGAUGAGAAUACUGGUCAAUAUGUCAAGAAAGAUGAUAGUGAACGGCCUGUUUCAUCUUACUAUGAAAAAGAGAAUGUGGAUUAUAUUCUUCCUAUUAUGACCCAGCCGUAUGAUUUUAAACAGUUAAAAUCAAGGCUUCCAGAGUGGGAAGAACAAAUUAUAUUUAAUGAAAACUUUCCCUAUUUGCUUCGAGAUUUUGAGGAGAGCCCCAAAGUCAUCCUUUUUUUUGAGAUUCUUGAUUUCUUAAGCAUGGAAGAAAUUAAGAAUAACUCUGAAAUUCGAAACCAAGAAUGUGGCUUCCGGAAAAUCGCCUGGGCAUUUCUCAAGCUUCUAGGAGCCAAUGGAAAUGUAAACAUCAAUUCAAAACUUCGCUUGCAACUGUAUUACCCACCUACUAAGCCUCGAUCCCAGUCAAACGUCGUUGAGGUUUUUGAGUGGUGGUCAAAAUGUCCAAGAAAUCAUUAUCCAUCAACGCUGUAUGUAACUGUAAGAGGAUUGAAAGUUCCAGAAUGUGUAAAGCCAUCUUACCGUUCUAUGAUGGCUCUUCAGGAAGAAAAGGGUAAACCAGUGUUCUGUGAGCGACACCAUGAGCCAAGUUCAGUGGACACGGAGCCUGGAUUAGAAGAUUCAAAGGAAGUGGUGAAGUGGAGACGGUUGCCUGGGCAGGCCUGCCGUAUCCCAAACAAGCACCUCUUCUCACUAAAUGCAGGAGAGCGAGGAUGCUUUUGUCUUGCUUUCUCCCACAAUGGAAGAAUAUUAGCAGCAGCCUGUGCCAGCCGGGAUGGAUAUCCAAUUAUUUUAUAUGAAAUUCCUUCUGGACGUUUCAUGAGAGAAUUGUGUGGCCACCUCAACAUCAUUUAUGAUCUCUGCUGGUCAAAAGACAAUCGUUACAUUCUCACUGCAUCAUCUGAUGGCACUGCCAGGAUAUGGAAAAAUGAAAUAAACAAUACAAAUACUUUCAGAGUUUUACCUCAUCCUUCUUUUGUUUACACGGCUAAAUUCCACCCAGCUGUAAGAGAGCUGGUGGUGACAGGAUGCUAUGAUUCUGUGAUACGUAUAUGGGAAGUUGAUAUGAGACAGGAUCCUGCCGUAUUGAUCCGACAGUUUGACACUCACAGGAGUUUCAUCAACUCUCUCUGUUUUGAUACUGAAGGUCAUCACAUGUAUUCAGGAGACUGCACAGGGGUGAUUAUUGUUUGGAACACGUAUGUCAAAGUCAACGAUGUACAACACUCAGUGCGUCACUGGAGCAUAAACAAGGAAAUUAAAGAGAGUGAGUUUAAGGGAAUCCCGAUAAGUUACUUGGAGGUUCAUCCCAAUGGAAAACGUUUAUUAAUUCAUACCAAAGACAGUACUUUGAGAAUUAUGGAUCUCCGAAUAUUAGCAGCAAGGAAAUUUGUAGGUGCAGCAAAUUAUCGAGAGAAGAUUCAUAGCACUUUGACACCAUGUGGGACUUUUCUCUUUGCUGGAAGUGAGGAUGGUAUAGUAUAUGUUUGGAACCCAGAAAGAGGAGAGCAAGUAGCAAUGUAUUCUGACCUGCCAUUCAAGUCACCAGUUCGAGACAUUGCUUAUCAUCCACUUGAAAAUAUGGUUGCAUUUUGUGCAUUUGGGCAGAAUGAGCCAAUUCUCCUAUAUAUUUAUGAUUUCCAUGUUGCCCAGCAGGAGGCUGAAAUGUUCAGACGCUACAACAGAACCUUUCCAUUACCUGGAAUACACCAAAGUCAAGGUGCUUUAUGCACCUGCCCUAAACUGCCUCAUCAAGGAUCCUUUCAGAUUGAUGACUAUGUCCCCACUGAACAUUCUUCAAUGAAGAUGCAACAAGUGAAACAGAGAAUUGAUUCUGUCACAGAGGUGAUACAAGCCUGUGCAGCAAAGGUCAACAAAAAUCUCUCAUUCACUUCGACAUCAGCCUCCUCACAGCAGUCUAAGUCAAAACAAUCAAACAUGCUGGACGCUCAUCAGAUUCUGCGUCAGUUUGGUUUCACUCAAACCGGGAUUAUGAGCAUAGAAAGAAAGCCUUGUAACCACCAUGUAGAUACAGCACCAAAGGUAGUGGCUCUUUAUGACUACACAGCGAAUCGAUCAGAUGAACUAACCAUCCAUCGCGGAGACAUUAUCCGAGUGUUUUUCAAAGAUAAUGAAGACUGGUGGUAUGGCAGCAUAGGAAAGGGACAGGAAGGUUAUUUUCCAGCUAAUCAUGUGGCUAGUGAAACACUCUACCGAGAAUUGCCUCCAGAGGUAAAGGAGCGAUCCCCUCCUAUAACCCCUAAGGAGAAAGCCAAAAUGGAAAAAGCUUUUCCAGCUCCACAGAAGCAGUCAUUCAAGUCCCAGGAUUUCAGACUGAGCUCAGAGUCUAUGGCACAUUCUGAAGGCUGGGAUUUCAAGAUCAAGGUUCCAACAGGGCUGAGUGCUGUUCUGAGUGGGGCAGAGAACAGAGCCAGGAGAACCGAGGACAUGUCAUGGACACACAGGGGAAGAAGAUGGAGCAAACCAGCCGGAAAGUCACCCUCAUCGAGUAAAGAGUUGAAGAAUGAAGAGGGAAAGAACCAAAUAUACAGAAAGGAAAUGACAAAUUAAACCAAAUGGAAUUUCUCUUCAGAGUUCAGAAAUUUCAGAUGGCCAGGAAGAAAGGAUCUACUAUGUUCUAUCCUUAUGAAAGAAUCUAGAAAAAUCAGAAGCAAGGUAUGGGUGGAAAAUAAAUGUGGCCCUUUGAGCUUGUUAUAAACCAUCGGGUUUGUUGUUGAUCAAAAUAAUGGCACUUGUGCUUAUUAGUAAUUGCAUCAAAAUUACAUUACCACUGUUGGAAAAUCAAUAAAGAAAAAUUAUAAUUGCUACUCAGCAAGUACAAAGAAAAAGUGUUGGUAUUGCUAGAAUGUCUGUUAAGUAAUCGUUUAAUAUUAUUAUAUCUGUAGUGUGGUUAUAUGUGUGAUGUUAUGCUCAGAAUUGAAAUAUAUGCUGUUGAAACUUAACUUUAUUUAAAAUAAAGAUAAGCAGCUUCAGGAUUUUGUGUAUUCAAAAUGUUCCAAAUAAGAAAGGCAUUAAAAGGUAACAAAUGUGUUUGUUUUGAUGAAUCGUAUGUAUAACUUGAUACACGUAAACUAAAAGUGACUUUCGGCAAGCCUGGCAACAGUUUUCCAAAUAUUUUUUUUACUUUUAAAAAAAAGGCAUUUCAUGUUGAAGCAUGUAAGUGAUUUGUAGACUUAAAUUGUUUUAAUAUUUAUUUUAGUCUUAACACUUGUUUUUAAAUUUUUACAUUGGAUUAUUUAUUCCUUUAGUUCCAGAGUAACAGUGUCAUAUUUGACUAUGUAUUUUGAAGUGUGAGGUUAUAAAAUAGGAAAUUUCAUCCCUUUGUGUUUUACUUGGCUCUUCUUUUUCAACUGUGUGACUGUAAGUCUGUCAAUAAAUAUUUAACCUCAAGAAGGUCAAGACUAAUAUAAAAUUAGAAAACUUAUUUACCAAAUUAGACAACUGAUUCCA